This is a messenger RNA of Paralichthys olivaceus (Japanese flounder), 1078 nucleotides long. NCBI's taxonomy places the organism in Eukaryota, Metazoa, Chordata, Actinopteri, Pleuronectiformes, Paralichthyidae. The record is from RefSeq and is a predicted model, not a curated record.
AAAUUUACAUUUAAAAACAGCAUUAAAAAGAAAAUUCUAAUUAAAGUCACAUUCUCCAGCUUGUGUGCUGAAACCUUAAUGUUUAAAUACUGCAUAGACUGUUUACAUCCUGCUUUUAAAAUGUCAUGUCAAAAUUUUAAUUUUAUAUUAUAAUCAAAAAUUCUGCCAAAAUUACAUGAAAUUAUAAAAAAUUUCAUUACUCAAAGUCAAACUUUCAAAACGGUUAAAGCCUCAAGUCUGAUGACCUUCUACCUGCAGUUAUCUGGCUUUAGUGACAGCUCUGGCCUGUGGUGCUGACUGGGUGUUCAUCCCUGAGAUGCCUCCAGAUGAUGGAUGGGAGGAGCAUCUCUGCAGGAGACUGAGAGACGUAAACACGUUUUACCCUGCAUCAUCCUCAGACACUAACUUUAAUGUGGCUUUAUUGUGUCUCUAACAUACAAGCACACAGGAUAGACUCUUGUAACAAAAGGAAGUCUGCUCAUAUAUGAUCUGUCUGUCCAGCUGGUAUCAAAGAAGCUCGGCUUCGACACUCGUACGACCAUCCUGGGGCACGUACAAAGAGGUGGAACCCCCUCUGCCUUUGACAGGAUCUUGGCGAGCAGGAUGGGAGUAGAGGCUGUGAUGGCUCUGCUGGAGGCCACACCAGCCACUCCUGCAUGUGUGGUCAGCUUGACUGGGAACAUGGCUGUCAGGCUGCCUCUCAUGGAGUGUGUGCAAGUGACUAAAGACGUCACCACAGCCAUGUCCGAAGGAAGGUUUGACGAUGCUGUGAAGCUCAGGGGAAAGAGCUUUGAAAACAACUGGAACACUUACAAAAUGCUGGCUCAUCUGCACCCCCCAGACACAAAGGUGAGGAACUGCAGUUGUGCCACGUACAUAAACUGUCUCUAGGUCAGUAAAUCAAUAGUGUGGUUCUGACAAGUGUCUCUGCAAAUCUGUUAGUGUAACAUCAAUACUGCUGUUCUGAAUGUGGGAGCUCCGUGUGCUGUGAUGAAUGCUGCAGUGCGUUCAGCUGUCAGGAUCGGGCUUCUGCAAGGCCACCAGAUGUUGGCAGUGCACAGGCUUGGCUCAUGGGAUG